Molecule: messenger RNA, 2131 nt
Organism: Cladophialophora immunda
Lineage: Eukaryota; Fungi; Ascomycota; Eurotiomycetes; Chaetothyriales; Herpotrichiellaceae
Exons: 2
Coding region: 199-1767 (522 amino acids)
Molecular function (GO): oxidoreductase activity
Source: RefSeq, a predicted model, not a curated record
ACCGGCCUGGACACCGACACCCUCCCGUCAAGUUGUAUGGUAUAUGGUGUCAAAGCUAGACCAGCUCAGCAGGUGGCUCAAAUGGUCCCUAUCGGCGUCACCAGCCGGUAAAACCACUUCACCGAUGGAGUAAAGUGACUUGUUUGGGGAUUCCCAUGGAGGACAGCAUAAACCUCGACUCCCUGCUACUGCCCUCCAAUGGCGCAACGAAAAGUCUCGGUAUCAGAGAUCUCAUCCCACAACACCGACACCGACUGCUGGAUAGUCGUGGAUAACCAAGUCUGGGACAUCACCAAAUUCGCCCCCGAGCACCCUGGCGGUCCUGGGAUAAUACACAAAUAUGCCGGUCGAGACGCCACCCAGGCAUACAAUGAAAUCCAUUCUCCAGCAAUAAUCAGAACCAACCUGCCAGCAGACGCCCUCAAGGGAGUGUUGGAUAGAUCUACCAUCACCGAAGAAUGGUCAAAACCUCUUCCCACAGAGACACCCAAAACCAAAUCCGCUUCGAGUUCCGACAAGCCACCGUUGGAUUCUCUGAUAAACGCUCACGACUACGAGCUCGCCGCCCGAAACAGCGCGACUGCAAAGACCUGGGCAUUCUACUCCUCCGCAGCCAACGACUUGAUAACGCGGGAUCUCAAUGCCAGUCUCUUCAACCGUGUGCUCUUCCGCCCGCGUGUAAUGCGUCGCGUGGACAAGAUCAACACCGAAACCAGCAUCUUGGGCUACCCCGUCUCCUUCCCACUGAUGAUCUCUCCCGCCGCAAUGGCACGCUUGAUCCACCCAGACGGCGAGCUCGCCAUCGCACGAGCCGCAAAGGAGAAGCACAUUGUGCAAUGCAUCUCCAACAAUGCCAGCUAUUCUGCCAGUGAAAUCGUUUCCCAACCUGCCGUAUCAGAUUAUCCGUUUUUCUUCCAGUUGUACGUCAACCGUGAACGGCACAAAUCCGAACAGCUCCUCCGCAAGAUCCACCAGCAUAAGAACAUCCGCGCGAUAUUCGUAACCACUGACGCCGCUGCGGCGGGCAAGAGGGAGGCGGACGAGCGUGUCAAAGCUGAUGAAACGAUCCAAAACCCAAUGAUGACCACCAAGGCCAAGAACGACAAGAAAGGAGGUGGGUACGGACGGCUGAUGGGUAGUUUCAUCGAUCCGAACCUGAACUGGGAUGACAUCGCGUGGCUGCGGUCUCAAACCAAACUCCCCCUCCUGCUAAAAGGGAUCAUGUCCGCCGACGACGUGCGGCUUGCCCUCGACCACGGUCUCGAAGGUGUAGUUCUCUCAAACCACGGCGGGAGGAACCUGGACACCUCCCCACCGGGCCUGCUCGUCCUGCUCGAGAUCCACGCCCGGUUCCCGGAAAUCAUCACGCAGCACCACCCGUCCUCCCCCGCCGUGCUCUCGGGCCAGUCUCGGCCGUUCAGCAUCUUCGUCGAUGGCGGCAUCCGGCGCGGCACCGACGUCCUCAAGGUCGUCUGCCUGGGCGCCGUGGCCGCGGGGAUCGGACGGCCCGCGCUCUUCGCCACGGGCUACGGCCAGGACGGCGUGGAGCAGCUGGUCGACAUCCUCAGGGACGAAUUCGAAGUCGCCAUGCGCAACAUCGGCGUCACCAGCCUGCGAGAGUGCGGGCCCGAGUACGUCAACACGGGCGCCAUCGACCGGCUGGUCAUGAAGCGCCGGGACCACCCCUACGCCGUGCCCUGGGCCCCAGACGCGCGGAGCGCGGGCAGGAACAGUCUCUUCGGCACGGGCAGGGAGAGCAAGUUGUAGCAGCCACACCACGGAUAGACGGCGGCAACAAACGCCAAAGGGUGGUAAGGAAUGGUGUCUAUAUAACAGAACGUGGAUUAGACCAAACUGGCUGGAUGGCCAAAAAGGUCUAGGUUUGGGCGCCUUGGAAUGGGCCCGCCGAACACCGCACCGUCAGGCGCUUAUCUCGCUGCUGCGGCGUGCACCUGUCAUAUAGAUCAGAUAUAGACAUGGAUCUUUGAAUAUAGGCAGGAAGACCCAGUGAGGGCACGACCUGCAGUAGGUACGUGUUGAGGAAAGACUCAUAAAAGUUCUGGCGUGAGAGAAUGACGAUAAAUACCGGACUUGCCUGUACUGAGUACAUAUAUACAUACCAUGAAUGCAU